UUAAUUUAUCUCAAAACGAAGCCCUCACUCACUUCUUUGGCGGCUGCUUCUCUUAUCUCUCUAUCUUUCUCUUUUCUAGGGUUUUUCUCUCUCUUCUCCAUUUUUGGUUCAUAUUAGGGCUUGGUGUUCCCUCUUUCUUGCUUCCGAUCACCUGUGCUUCAUCCCUUGUCAUGGCGGCUGUCGGCCCGGCUACUGACCAAGCUACAGAUUUACUGCAGAAGUUGUCAUUGGAUUCCAAGAAGAAGACUCAUGAUGCUCCUGAAGUUACUGACAAGCAGGCUAGUGCUGAUACCGGAGAAGUUCCCAACAUACAAAUUCCGCCCAGUGAACGGUCUGUGACACCGCUCCUUCAGGAGUGCAUGGAUCAGAGCAGGUGGUAUUCAUCCACACCUUAUUACUAUGGAGGUUAUGAAGGUUUAGUGAACGAAUGGGAUGAUUACCGUAGGGUGGAUGUGCCACCUCCUGGAGUCUACGGGGAUAUGUAUCAUCAUGGUUAUAGAUAUGCUCCUUACAGUCCAUAUCCUUCUCCCACUUCCCCAGUUCCAACAAUAACGCAUGAUGGCCAACUGUAUGGUCCCCCACAUUACCAGUAUCAAGCCCAAUAUUAUCAGCUACCCACACCCCAUCCAGCUUCUGGCACUCCCCACAAGCCUGUAACUUCUCAAGGGGAGGUUUCUACUACAGUUGCUGCUGAAAACCCUGCUGUACCUCUGGAUACUGCUAAAGGGAACUCAAAUGCAACUGCCAAUGGGAAAUCAAACAGCCACAGUGCAUCUAUUCAGCCUCGUUCAAACCACCAAAACUCACCACUACCUUCAAAUGGUUCCUAUGGCCGAGGAUUUCCACCAGGCAGUCUUCUUUCUGGAUGCCAGGAUCCACGUUUUGGCUUUGAUGGCAUGCGAUCACCCACCCCAUGGUAUGAUGGCUCUGGAUUGCCUGAUGGGUAUCAAAGAGUACCUACAACCAGCUCUGCCCCUUCAGCAAUUUCUCACGUUGUUAACACUACCUCAGGAAGGAGUCAGAAUCUUCAUCCUCUUCCUAAUCUCAUGGGUUUGCACACACCAAGACCAACGUCUUGCAUAGGACCAACAGCUCCUGGUUUUGUGAACAGAAUGUACACCAACAAUCGAAUUUAUGGUCAGUAUGGUCAGUGCGGAACUGCUUUUAGGACUGGCCUUGGUUUUGGAUCCAAUGGUUAUCAUUACAGAAUGAAUAGCAGAUGGGGUUCAGUCACAGAUAAGUACAAACCACGGGGCCGAGGCAAUGUUUACUAUGGUUAUGGCAGUGACGAUUUGGAUGGGCUCAGUGAACUGAACAGGGGGCCAAGGGGUGGUCAUUUCAAAAACACCCAGAGCUUAGGACCCAAUAUCUCUAUUGCAGUGAAGGGACAGAACCUUCCUGCAAAUGGAAAUGAUGAGGAAGCUAGUGUAGCACCUGCUAGGGAUCAGUACAACCGGGAUGAUUUCCUCGAAAAAUACUCCAACGGCAAGUUUUUUGUUAUCAAGUCUUAUAGUGAGGAUGACGUUCAUAAAAGUGUCAAGUACAGUGUCUGGGCCAGCACACCAAAUGGAAACAAGAAAUUAGAUGCAGCGUAUCAGGAAGCUCAAAAGGUCGCUGAUGGGUGCCCUGUAUUUUUAUUCUUCUCUGUGAAUACAAGUGGACAAUUUGUUGGUGUUGCUGAGAUGAUGGGUCCGGUUGACUUCAACAAAACGGUGAACUACUGGCAGCAGGACAAAUGGAAUGGUUGUUUCCCGGUCAAGUGGCACAUUGUGAAAGAUGUACCAAACAGCAUCCUUAAGCACAUCACACUUGAGAACAAUGACAACAAGCCAGUAACAAACAGUAGAGACACUCAGGAGGUGAAGGUUGAACAGGGUGUUCAGAUGCUUAAGAUAUUUAAGGAGCAUGUCAGUAAGACCUCCAUUUUGGAUGAUUUUGCGUUUUAUGAGACACGACAGAAGGCUAUGCAAGAGAAAAACUCAAAGCUACAGCAAAUUCAUAAGCAGGUCACAAAUAUGAAAGCAAUUGAUGUAGUUGAUGAGAAAGAAAAGAUUUUACCUAACGGAAAGUCCUGGCUGCAAAAGCCCCUGGAAACAGUUUCAAUUUUGAAAAAGGAAUCUUCCAAGGGCACUCAGGCAGAACAGAAACCUCCUGAGGAAAAUGGUGCAGCUUCCGUCUCCCAGCCCGUAACGGAGAAGCAUGUUGUUGCGAAUGGUGUUGCCAAUACCUGCUAGCAUCAAUCAAAAGAACCAACCCCGAAACAACGGCAACCAGUUUAUUUAUUUACUUCUUCUUGCUAUGGAUCUUGCAGUUUUGACAUUUCAGUGAUCGGAAAUGAUCGAUACGCCGAGGGCUGUGGACAUCAUGGAUUGAAUCAAGGUUGCUUGUUAUGCUUGCAGGGGUUUGAUAUCUGAGGCACAAAUUGUAGCUUUGAGUAUGAGUGGCGGGCUGGCUUCAUUUUUAGUGUUCUAUAUUUGUCUGGUUGGGUUCUGUUUGCCUUUUAUCAGUUUUUGUUUGUUAAUUUUCUUUUGUUUCUAGGGGCAGUGAUUUAGUAAGUUUUGAGGGGUUUUCUUUCCUUCUUUCUUUUUCCCUAACUUUGUUUAGGUCCUUUAAGAGCAGGGAUGCAACUCCUGGUUACACCCUUGUUUUUUCAACAAAUCAGGAUUUGAAAUAAUUAAUGGCUUUGUAACUUGUAAGCCUGCCCAAAUAUUUCUCCUGGAUCUUAAUGAAACUUUGGUUUUAUAAGCA
This is a messenger RNA of Dioscorea cayenensis subsp. rotundata (Guinea yam), 2748 nucleotides long. Its product is annotated as YTH domain-containing protein ECT4-like. The transcript is spliced from 9 exons. Lineage: Eukaryota; Viridiplantae; Streptophyta; Magnoliopsida; Dioscoreales; Dioscoreaceae. Bases 171 to 2234 code for a protein of 687 amino acids. Gene Ontology annotation, biological process: mRNA destabilization. Gene Ontology annotation, cellular component: cytoplasm. The record is from RefSeq and is a predicted model, not a curated record. Gene Ontology annotation, molecular function: mRNA binding.